GCCAAUCAUAGUGAAAGGGACCAUAAAAACUCCAAACUUUUUUUUUGUAUUUUAUUAAAUAAGAUAUUAUAUUGCGCACGUGAUUUAUUCAAGUUCACUGUGGUUUCGACACGUGGCAUAUACAAAUACGAAGCCUGAAAAUCACUCACAGGCUUUCGGACCCCAAAUUCAGUUUUCACUCCGACUAACUAACAAUGAUGAAACCCGAUCCCCAUUUUUUCUCUCUUCCAUUUCUAAUCCUCUGCGGUCGACUCUAACUACAAUCUUUACAAACCCUCCAAUCACAUUCCGCCACGUCAUCAAUGCUCUGUUCGGUGCCGGCCGCCGGUAAAUCCGGCUCGAACUGGCUCGACCGGCUCCGGUCCAUCAAGGGUUUACCUACCGCCGAAGAUUUCGACCUCGAUCACUUCCUCACACAAAACCCUAACUCGUCUUCUUCUUUUUCUUCUUCUUCUUCUUCUUCCGAGUUAGCUCAGCUCAACUCAGCGACGACAACGACGAAGACUCAGAGAGCUGCUAAUCGGAAUCGGAAAUGGGUCGGCGCAAUGAACAAUGUUUUAUCGGAACUCUUCUUUAUGGAUGGGUCUGACGAAAGUUCUAAACUUUCCGGGAAAAAAUUUCCCAGGAAACAAACAAACCCCAGAAUCUUCUCUACAUCAAUGGGUAAUACAACCACGACCGUCGUUAACAGUAACUCCAGUGGCGUUGUGGCGAUAACGGCGUCGUUUAAUUCGGAUAGUAAUAGUCUGAUUCGGAGGAGAAAAGGGAAUGUUCGUGUUAAGAGAUUUAAAGCUGUUGAUGAUAAAGAAGAAGAAGAAGAAUUGGGUUUAGAAGAAGAAGAAGAAGAGGAAUUAGAGAAUGAGGAGAAGAAAUUUAAGGGUUAUUCAAGGAGUGAAGUGACUGUAAUUGAUACUAGUUUUGGGUGUUGGAAAUCAGAGAAGAUGGUUUUCAGAAGAAAGAAUGUGUGGAAAGUUAUGGAGAAGAAAUGUAAGUUGAGUAGUUUUGUUAGGAAGAAAAGGAAAGUAGAAAAUGAUGAUGUUGAUGAUGGUGAUGAUGAUGAUGAUGAUGGUGAUGGUGAUGGUGAGGGUGAUGAUGAUUUGUCUUGGGGAGCUGUUGUUUUGGAGAAGAAGAAAGUUAAAGCUUUGAAUUCUCAUCAUGCUAUUAAUGGUGGUAAUCAAUCUAUAAAGCCUUCAUCAGAUGAAGUAAGUAAAGGUCAGAACUUUAGAAAAAAAUCCCGCGAAGAAAUUUACAAAGCAACGACGAAGAACCUGAAUACUACGAGGAAAGAAAUCAGUAGUACCGAAUCACCAGAUAAUCUUAGCCAAGAUUUCAGAAAAAGGUCUCGGCUAUCCAGUUCACCUAGAAAAAUGAAGAAGGGAGGCUCAUCAUCUGUUGUCCUUAUAAAAGGCAUUUCAACAGGCAAGAAGAAAAAUGGAGUAAUGGUUCCUCCAAAUUGGCAUAAGAGCACUCAAAAACUACAUAUGCCCAACAACAACUCCCCUAGGAAGUGAGUUUGAUUGGGAUUGGGAUUGGGAUUGGUAUUUUUUAUUCAUAAAAAAGAAAAGAACAGAAGUUGAGAAUUGGUCUUUGUGCUGCUGAUGAUUUGCACUGGCCCAUUGAACAUGUUGUUGUGAUUAUUAGUAAAAUAUAUAUAUAGAUAUAUCUAUAUAUGUAUAAUUUUUUGUUCUGUCUCAUUGGCAAAAACAUUGUUUUCUGUUAUUCUUUUGACAUAUUUCUUGUAAAUGUGUUGAUUGAUACAAUUACUGUACAAAUUUUUGCUUGGAGGCCUGAUCUUGCUGACCCCACAAUAGCAAAUUUGACUGUUUAUUA
This is a messenger RNA of Cannabis sativa, 1830 nucleotides long. RefSeq lists its product as uncharacterized. Lineage: Eukaryota; Viridiplantae; Streptophyta; Magnoliopsida; Rosales; Cannabaceae. The record is from RefSeq and is a predicted model, not a curated record. Bases 303 to 1511 code for a protein of 402 amino acids. The transcript is spliced from 3 exons.